Cynoglossus semilaevis (tongue sole) is the source of this 1235-nucleotide messenger RNA. RefSeq names its product Rieske (Fe-S) domain containing (gene rfesd). Gene Ontology annotation, molecular function: 2 iron, 2 sulfur cluster binding. Lineage: Eukaryota; Metazoa; Chordata; Actinopteri; Pleuronectiformes; Cynoglossidae. The transcript is spliced from 4 exons. The record is from RefSeq and is a predicted model, not a curated record. The coding region runs from base 166 to 645 and encodes 159 amino acids.
AGAGUCAGAUAAGUGUGUGUCUGUGAAGAUAGCACAGAUGACCCACCUCACCUCUUUUUUGCUUCUCUUUCGUCCGUCAGUAGAUGUUUGCCCUGACAAAGGAAUACAUGGUGUGUGAGGAAUCGUAAACUCACAUUCUCAAGGUAAAUCCAGAACUACUGUACAAUGGAGAAGGAACAGCCAACAGGAGGACUUCACUUUGUUGGCAAAAAAGAUGAUCUGGUUGCAGCAAAGCGCUCUUUUAGAACACUGGAGGACCGGGAUGUUCUGAUCGUUUCCCAUGAGGGGGUCUUCUAUGCUUUAGAUUCUUACUGCUAUCAUGCUGGAGGAAAGCUGGACCAUGGAGACAUUGAGGAAUUUGAUGGCAAGCUGUGCAUCAUUUGUCCUAAACACAAAUACAAGAUCUCCUUGGCCAAAGGUGAGUGUUUGUCCAAGGCCAAGGACCCCUCGCAGGACUCGGCUCUACCCAGAUGGUACUCCAAAGGUGUGAAGCAGAGGACACACCUGGUAACUGAGAUCAACGGUGAUAUCUACGUCAAGCUGUCCACGGAGCCCGGCUGGCUCGAGUCCGAUUAUUACCAGGGUGAAAAGGGCAAAAGGACAAGAGCCAUUGCUGCCACAGAUGAGGAGAAGAGCGAAUCCUGAUAGUAGAAAUUCACAGAUUAUUUUCCAGUGGUGAUUUAAAAAUGUUAAUCUUUUUGAUGUUAUGUUGAGAUUGUGGCUGAGCUGCUUGAAUGUUUAUUUAUCACAGUUAAAACAAAUGGAUAUAAACAGCGUCAUAUUCAUGUUCAUGGUUCUUUGAACUGUAUUCAAACUGUCCUCACACAAAAUGCGAAGGACAAGGAGGAAGGUUAAAAAAGAAAACCCUCAAAUAUGUACUUGGCAUUUCCAUUAUUUGCCUUUAGUCUAAUAAUAAAUAAAUUACACCAAAAUCAACUGUAAGUGCAUGAAUCCGUUGAAGUUUUUGCCAGUUUAAAUGGCACGUGAUGCCAAUGUUGCAAAGUUUCUCAGUGAAGACAUUAAGAUCUAUUCAUUGUCCCUUGGACACACACAGUGUCCUUGCAACAGGUUUGCAUCUUGUCCCAGAAUCAGAGUACGAGAAAAAGUUGCAGUACAGGAAUAAUCACACGCGCACACACACACACACACACGAGGGUUAACACAGUUAUGUAGUUGGCUAAUUAUUUUUUUCCUUUUGUGUUUUUAAGAAGAAUUAAAUGAAAAUGUUUGAUAUG